GGAGCCCCCAACGUAUCAGCCCUCCGUUCCACACAGCCUCAUUUGGGGGCACAGCCGCGCGGCGCCUGCGCGCCCCGAGGCGGCGGGAGGAGCGGGGGGAGCCGGGCGCCCACACACAGGCACGAAUUACAACGGGAUUUCCUUCCGAACGGACGCACGAGCGCAUAGCAACGUUCUCCCCGCGGGAGGCCGCCCCUCGGCUCCGGGACCUCGCGUUUCGCUGGUACUGCUAUGUGGAUAUUUGUUAGCAAUGACUGAUGUGGAAUCUACAUAUGCAGACUUUAUUGCUUCAGGAAGAACAGGUAGAAGAAAUGCACUACACGACAUACUUGUGUCCUCUCCAGGUGGGAACUCUAGUGAACUGGCCUUAAAGCUAUCAGAGUUGGAUAUAAAUAAAGCAGAAGGAGAAGGAGAUGCACAACGAAAUCCAAGCGAGCAAACCGGGGAGGCCCAAGGGGAGGCAGCAAAGCAAGAAAGCUGACAUCUGACUUUGACCGACUGGAGCAGCUGCUGGAUGUUUUCAGACUACAAGAGCAUGCUGGAACAAAUUUGUUUCCAUGAGCAAGCUGGUGGAAAGGAAAGUGCAUGUGUCUUCACUACUGGAACCUGCUAGAAACUGCUGGAACAAUGCUAAAAAUGAGGGUACAAGCUGUGGCAGAAGACAGAAUUUUCUCUACCUCUGUCAUUAGCAAUGGUUGAACAUGUAAUGUUUUGUGGGAUAGUGUCAUCAGAUGAAUCCCUUCGUAAUGACUACUUGAUGGGAACACUUCUAGAAAGUAGAACAAACAGGUUAAUCUUGUAGCAAAUGGCCUUUGAAACAUUAGAGGAUCUAAUUGUGUAUCUUAAGCAAAGGCUUGUGUGAUCCUCAGAGUUUAAAGUUCUCUGGCCAAAGUGUUCGCCCAUUAAAAGAACUGUAAAGAAAGCACUGUUUUUAGAACUUGCAUCUGUUUUACAGCUCUGUUACUUACAAUGGUUUUUGUAUUGUACAACUUAGAUGCUCUACACUGCCCCUUCUCAACUGCUUAUGAAGAAUAUUUCUGUUACUGUGAAUUUUUCUACCACGCGUUUUGAAAGGGCUGGUUUUUUGCAUAAUGUGGUGAUGUGCACAUGAUCGUUUUAAAACGUCAACUGCUAAAUUGGUUAUGCCUAAACCUAAAUGACUCAGAAACACUCUAAUUUGUUACUAGAUGAGCCUUCAAAACGAUUCAUUAAUGUGAAUACUUUGGCGUGUUUUGUGUCCUUGGUACAUUUUUGCCACUUGCCUGUAGUUAGUUGCAUAUCAGAGACUCAAAGUGAAUCUUUGAUGUUGUUCUUUCCCAUUUUCUAAUUUUUCUCCCCAUUUCUUAAUCUUUCUCCAAGCUAUUUUUUUAAAAUGUUAGUCCAAGUAUUUUAUCGUUACGGUAGUUUUAAGAAUACAUUUAUUACCUUUUAUGGGUUAAAAUUCAAACAAAUUCCAUGGUGCUAGAGAUUUGUCUGGUUCACAUUGUUAAAGAUGGGUCUUGUUUACACAUGGGAAAAUAACUGGCAUAGGUAAUUGCCAAUUAUCUAUCUAGAGUGAUUUUCAGAUUGCGGGAUAGUCCAAGUAGUGGAUCAUGAAGUGGAUCCAACCAGGAGAUUUCAUUAUUUCAUUUAGACCUUGGCUUUGCCUCAGUUGAUCAGGCCAUCGAGUUUACACAGCCAGUAGCAUGUUUAUGAUGCACUGGGCACAGCCAAACGCUAAAAGCUGCUGCAGCAGCCUUUUGGCCCAACCUGUGGAAACAGAAGUGAGAGAGCUGUAAUCUAGCACCCAAAAUACUGGAUUUUUUGCAUUUCAGCUAUUCCAAAAUGGCAGUCCAAAGUGAGCAUUCAUUGAAGUACUGGGAUAGCUUUUCCAUAACCUAUUCUGCAGUAGCUGUGUUGAUUGGUUUCCUUCCCACAUCAGCCCCAGUAGACAAGGCCGUACAUGAGGCCAAACAAUGCAGGAUAGGGCAGUUACACCUCAGUGUGAUUAAGGUGAGUAAGGACAAUGACUGACUAGUAAACCAUGGCAAUCACAUAAGCACUAAUCACAAAGUGGAAAGAUCUUUUCUUAAUGGGAGGUGAUGUCACUUUCUUUAUAUAUAUUAUAUAUAUUAUAUAUAUUUUUGUGUUGUUGUUGGUUUCAAAUGUUACGCACUUUUUAAUGUUUGUAAACUUUUACUAAUGAAUGGUGUGAUUGCUUCCUGAAUAUAUUAAUCAUCAGUUAACAAAACAUAUUUGUGGCCACAGCUGUUUGUUUCUGCCGUAUGUAUCAUGGUGUUUGUCACAUGAAAUCUUUUUGUGACGUGUGUGAACAAAAAAAAAACAACAAAAAAAACAACAAAAAAGAAAAAGAAAAAGAAAAAAAAACCCUAAACAAAUCAAAAAAAAACCACCACCACCACUUCUGAUCAGUAUUAUGAGCUCAUUCAUUAAUGUUAAUAAAAAAACAGCCAGCAGUAUGCUUGUGGUUCAUCAGUGUAAUAUAAACUCUCACCUUUUCUUGUUUGAAAGUUGAAUGCCUUGCUGUCUUAUUAGCUGUCAAAUGCUUUAUCUUCUUGGUAACAGAAGUUGUCCAUUUGCUUUGAAAAUACUGUUACCUUGAAACUAAUUAUUUAUUAAUUUGUUUAUCUUGAUGUUCCUGAAUUGGGUAUUCAAUUGAGCAAAGAAACUGGUUGCCCUUUUGUCAUAAAUGACAAGUUAGCACCAAUUUAGCACUAACUCCAGAAGGAAAUAAGAUUCUGGGGAUUUAUAUAGUGUUACUUUAUUGAUGAUCCAUGAAACUCCAUCGAUAAAUUGUCACGGGAAAACGUAAUAAUAGAAUAAGUAAUGCAGUAUAUUAAAGUGUUGGCUUUUUCCUUAUUUUACUUCACUGCUUUUUUUUUAAUUAUUAUUUCAGUGCAUUUUCCUUCUUCCAAAGUCUUCUCUGUUAUGGGACAAAAUAAUUUCAGCCAUUCCUCUUUAUUUUCUCUUUCUUCCUUCUAUUUCUCACUUUCCUUUGUUUCUAAAGCAAAGAUGGAGGCCUUCAUGCAUUCAGAUACAUCUUUCUUUGAUGGAAAAUGGCACAGAAAAUUUUAGUAGAGUAAAAGGCUGUUUGUGUUCUUUAUCCCCAAAAGUAUAAGUGCUUACUUUUUUACUUGAACUCUGAUGGCUCUCUGUACUCAUUCUUGUUGUUGUUAUUGCUUUUUUCCUGUGGCACCUGUAAGCAUCCUGUGAACCUGUAAGUUUCAUGUGAACCAGCUUAAACGUAAAGCAAAUACAAACAGCAAUAUAAAAAGAUUAAUCACCCUGAUAGCUAUAUACUUCAGCACCAUGAGCUUCAAAAAGCUUUUAUUGUAAGAUACCAGCAAGCACAAACAAUGAUUUCAUCAAGCUAUCAUUUUAACCAAAAGUUUACCAUGAAAACAAUUGCUUAAUUGUUUUCAUAACUUUUGUCAUGUUGGUUUCCCCCCCCCCAUGGUUUUAAAGUUUCAGGUGGAAGAAACGUAAGUUGGUAUGAGUGGCAGGUCCUGACGAGUUAGAUUUCAUACACAUAGCUGAUGGAAUUUUCUGGUGUCUCAAAGAAGGAAGUGACAACUGAAGUGGUUAAGCUGGAAAUUCACUGCAUGUAUGGCUUCCUCAGCAAAACAGUGAAGAUUUCCAGGUGUGCUUUAUGUUUAUAUGCAAUGUUUCAGAAACAUCUGUGAUGUUUUCACAAAGCAAAGACUGAGAGCUGCUGCUGAAACUGAGCACAGUAAUACAAGUUGACCUUUGUCUAAGUUUGUCUUGCCUCAGCAGUAGUCUCGUGCUAAACUGCUGUGUGUCUGUGCCCUGACCUGUGUCUUUGUUCUGUUUGUUGCAUUUGGAUAUUUUUCUAUUCUUUGCUUCCCUCAAGUAAAACAAUAUCCUAGAAGUCAAUGGA
This is a messenger RNA of Tympanuchus pallidicinctus (lesser prairie-chicken), 3898 nucleotides long. RefSeq names its product cAMP-dependent protein kinase inhibitor alpha (gene PKIA). Gene Ontology annotation, cellular component: cytoplasm; nucleus. The coding region runs from base 251 to 481 and encodes 76 amino acids. The transcript has 3 exons. NCBI's taxonomy places the organism in Eukaryota, Metazoa, Chordata, Aves, Galliformes, Phasianidae. Gene Ontology annotation, biological process: negative regulation of cAMP-dependent protein kinase activity. Gene Ontology annotation, molecular function: cAMP-dependent protein kinase inhibitor activity. The record is from RefSeq and is a predicted model, not a curated record.